AUGAAGCGCUCCGGGUCACUCCCGGGGUCAUUUUGGGGGUCUCGGGACUAUCCCGGGGGUCUCGGGGGUCAUUUUGGGGUCAUUUUGGGGGUCACUCCCGGGGUCAUUUUGGGGGUCUCGGGGUCCCUCGGGGUCAUUUCGGGGGUCUCAGGGUCACUCCGGGGGUCUCAGGGUCACUUCCGGGGGUCUCGGAGUCAUUUUGGGGUUCUUGGGGGUCAUUUUGGGGGGUCUCGAAGUAAUUUCGGGGUCACUCCCUGGGUCAUUUCGGGGGUCUUGGGGCAAUCCCGGGGGUCUCAGGGUCAUUUCGGGGGUCUCAGGGUCAUUUUGGGGCCAUCCCAGGGGUCACUCCGGGGGUCUCGGGGUCAUUUUGGGGGUCUUGGGGUCAUUUCGGGGGUCACUCCCGGGGGUCUCGGGUUCACUCCGGGGGUCUCGGAGUCAUUUUGGGGUCAUUUUGGGCGUCUCGGAGCCAUCCCAGUGGUCUCGGGGUCACUCCUUGGGGUGUCGGGGUCAUUUUGGGGUCAUUUUGGGGGUCUCGGGGUCAUUUUGGGGUCAUCCCGGGACCAUCCCGGGGUCACUCCCGGGGGUCUCGGGGUCAUUUCAGGGCCAUCCCGGGGGUCUCAGGGUCAUUUUGGGGUCACUCCGGGGGUCUCGGGGUCAUUUCGGGGUCACCCCGGGGGUCUCGGGGUCAUUUUGGGGGUCUCAGGGUCACUCCCGGGGUCAUUUCGGGGAUCUCGGGGUCAUUUCAGGGUCACCCCGGGGUUCUCGGGGUCAUUUUGGGGUCACCCCGGGGGAUUGGGGGUCAUUUUGGGGGUCUCAGGGUCACUCCCGGGGUCAUUUCGGGGGUCUCGGGGUCAUUUUGGGGGUCUUGGGGCCAUUCUGGGGUCAUUUUGGGGGUCUCAGGGUCACUCCGGGGGUCUCGGAGUCAUUUCGGGGUCACCCCGGGGGUCUCAGGGUCAUUUUGGGGGUCUUGGGGCCAUUCUGGGGGUCUCAGGUUCACUCCCGGGGUCACUCUGGGGGUCUCGGGGUCAUUUUGGGGUCACCCCGGGGGUCUCGGGGUCAUUCUGGGGGUCUCGGAGUAAUUUUGGGGUCAUUUUGGGGGUCUUGGGGGUCAUUUCGGGGGUAAUUUCGGGGGUCUCGGGGUCAUUUUGGGGGUCUCGGGGUCAUUUUGGGGUCAUUUUGGGGGUCUUGGAGUAG
Molecule: messenger RNA, 1194 nt
Organism: Poecile atricapillus (Black-capped chickadee)
Lineage: Eukaryota; Metazoa; Chordata; Aves; Passeriformes; Paridae
Exons: 6
Coding region: 1-1194 (397 amino acids)
Source: RefSeq, a predicted model, not a curated record